GCCGUUGCUAGAGCGGUACUGGUAGGUGUUCUGUGCCUCAACGACCAGGCGCGGGCUUGUGUUGACAAGGUUGACAAGGAAGGUACAACCAAGGUGGUGCGCCCGUGUCUCGUUUGACGACACUGUGACAGCUUGCCACUGGAAUCAAACAAGUGUUUCUGAUGCACAUAAUGCGACUAAUGAUAUCGUAGUACAUGCUCAAGGGAGUGGUAGGAACGAGGAAACCAGUGCAAAAUCACGCCCGUAGGAAUCCAUGCUGGGGUGAGGACGUGGUCACUGCGAUACUUUGCUCGGUAUCAGACGUUUGUCUGAGCGAGACGCAAGUCUUUGCAUCAUUGCACUCCAAAGUCGGGUGAACCAUGGCAGCAAUGCAACGAGUAUGCCAGUUCCGCAGGGCUUCCAACGCCUGCAGUCGCAUCUGCGGUGCACAUCGCUUAUCCUUUCACGAGAACGUCGUUCUGCCAGUCUGUGCAUGCCUGCAAGCCAAUGUGCGGCUGCUGUCCUCAUCGAAGCAACGCUCAUAUUCAAACAGCACACCCGGAUCAGUAGACAUCUCUUCACCGGAGUACCAGUUCCUGGAACGCAGUAUCCUGCCCACGAUGUGUUUUCAGAAGAGCCUUCCUCGACUGCCGAUUCCAAAACUGGAAAAAACUUGCGAGCGUUACCUGAAUGCGUUGGAGCCUCUGGUUUCUCCAGAAGAUUUGGAGAACACUCGUGUUCUUGUUCAUGCCUUCAAGAAUAAUGAGGGUGCAGAACUGGACAGCCUGCUGAGAAGGAAGGACAAAGCCAACAAGCAAACCAGCUACAUCUCAGCUCCUUGGUUUGACAUGUACCUGACUUCUCGCAAACCUCUCCCACUCAACUUCAAUCCAUUUAUGGCAUGGAAAGAUGACAAGCGGCCAGGCUACAUGGAUCAGACUGUUCGUGCAUCCAACAUGGUGAUAUCUUCUCUGCGCUUCUUGCGGUCCCUGCAGACAAAUCAGCUGGAGCCUAUGGUGUAUCACCUCAAUGCCAAAAAGAGUGACACACAGGCAUACAGGCGUACCAUCAAAAUGCUGCCAGAAGCCUUGACAUGGUAUGCAAGUGCUCUGCUGUGGAAGGCCUACCCACUUGACAUGAGCCAGUUUCACAACCUUUUUGCAAGCACACGGAUACCACUGCUUGUGCGUGACAAAAUUGAGGUGUUUCCGAACUCCAGGCAUAUACUCAUCAUCCGCAAUGGCCACUUCUAUGCACUUCAGGUUUUAGAUGAUAAAGGCAACCUGUUUGGACCUGGACAUUACCAAGCAUGCCUAAGUCACAUCAUGACCGACAGUCGGCCUGCACCUACUGUUCCCGUAUCUGCGCUGACAGCAGGACCUCGGGAUGACUGGGCGAGGGCGCGUAGUGAACUCCUGGCUGCUGGAAAUGAGAGCACACUACGACAAAUUGACAGCGCCCUGUUCGUGCUGGUGCUGGACAGUGAAGCAUUUCAGGGCACAGAACAAGAGAAGAUAGCUCACCAUUUUCUACAUGGCCCAGUUCACAACAGGUGGUUCGACAAGUCUUUUUCACUGCUUCUUACAGCAGAAGGGCAUGCAGCUAUUAACUUUGAGCAUUCGUGGGGUGAUGGAGUGGCUGUACUGCGCUACUUUAACGACGUAUUCACUGACAGCACUGAGCGGCCUUACGUUCACCCCGGAGAGUCUGCAAUUAUCAAUCCUGAGCCCUACAUUCAACGGCUCGACUUUAUCGUCAAUGAUUCUGUGAAGGCAGAUGUGCAGAAAGCCCAGCAAAAUUACGAGGAAAAUACAGGCAACCUCCAGUUGGCUGCUAUGGUUCACUCAGGCCUUAGCAGAGAGCUUAUCAAGCAGAGCAAGCUCAGUCCGGAUUCAGUCAUGCAGCUCUCUUUUCAGCUGGCCUAUUUCCUGGCACACGGAGGCACUGCGGCCACCUAUGAAUCGUGCAGCACGUCUGCUUUCAAGCACGGGCGAACAGAAACAGUGCGGCCCGCAACAAUGGCCACAAAACGUUGCGUAAACGCACUCAGUUCGAACAAAGACCUCAAGCAUGCUAGACCUCUGCUGGAGGAGUGCUCUAGAGUUCACAACCAGCUCACAAAGGAGGCCGCCAUGGGUCAGGGGUUCGACCGCCACUUGUUUGCCUUGAGAGUCCUGGCUGAAGAGAAGGGGCGGGCUAUGCCCGCAAUUUACAGAGACAAAUGCUUCGAAAAAGCAAACCACUUUGUCCUUUCAACAUCCACCUUACAUGGUGUGGCUUUCAGUGGUGGAGGCUUUGCACCUGUCGUGCCAGACGGCUACGGCAUCGGCUAUGGCAUGGUUGAUGACAAGUUGGGAGCGCUGGUCAGUGCUUACAGCCCACAUCGGGACGCCAGGAAUUUCUCAGCGUGCAUGGCUGAAGCUCUAGAUCGUAUUUGUAUUGCCAUGAAGUGCACCUAGGUAGCGAUAGUAUUCUUUAAGUGAAGACUGUUGAUAAUGCAUUCCUCUAAUUUUUGGUUUAAUUUAAAGUAAUAGCUGCCACUUCACUAACAAGAAGUGAGCAUAGGGGCUCAAUCACUUUUUGUAUUCUUUGUGUAAGAUGGUAUUGACAAUUUCGUGGAGCAUACGGUGUACAGUGUCAUUCAGUACAGCAUCUAUGGUUAUCGUGUACCAUUUUAAACUACAUUACGAACCAGUGUUGUGAACAAAUGAAUGCAACGUACAUUUUAAGUAGCACACGAGAGCACGGACAUACAUAGUACAUACAUGUAUAUAUUGAUGCUUUGUACACUUGUAAAAGACAAUAAAAAGUAUUUUUUGAUCAGGGUGCU
Rhipicephalus microplus (southern cattle tick) is the source of this 2809-nucleotide messenger RNA. RefSeq names its product Carnitine palmitoyltransferase 2 (gene CPT2). The record is from RefSeq and is a predicted model, not a curated record. Gene Ontology annotation, biological process: fatty acid beta-oxidation. NCBI's taxonomy places the organism in Eukaryota, Metazoa, Arthropoda, Arachnida, Ixodida, Ixodidae. Gene Ontology annotation, molecular function: carnitine O-palmitoyltransferase activity. Gene Ontology annotation, cellular component: mitochondrion.